Molecule: messenger RNA, 3765 nt
Organism: Caenorhabditis briggsae
Lineage: Eukaryota; Metazoa; Nematoda; Chromadorea; Rhabditida; Rhabditidae
Gene: Cbr-unc-36
Product: Protein CBR-UNC-36
Exons: 18
Coding region: 1-3765 (1254 amino acids)
Cellular component (GO): voltage-gated calcium channel complex
Molecular function (GO): voltage-gated calcium channel activity
Source: RefSeq, a predicted model, not a curated record
AUGCGAGCAGUCCAUCUACUCCUCGUGCUCGCAAUUUAUAUCACAAGAACUAGAAGUUUUAAUAAAGAAAGUAUAAAAGAAUGUGCACAAGUGUUAAGUGAGCAUAUGAAAGAGACGUUCUCAAAAAUAUCACACGAGACGAUACUCAAACAAAAUUAUGAAAAACUUGUGGAAGAAGAGCAGUUUGAUCCGAGAGCUGAACUGAAACGGAGUAAACAUCGGAUUGAAGAUUAUCUGAAAGUGCGAUCACAGUUUGCAUAUAAAGCUAAAAUCUCUCUGGAAGCAAGAUCAGUGAAAAAUGAUACGAGUGUUAAUGAUCCACAAUCAAAAUCAUUCAUUCGGUUUAUGUCUGCUAAGCAAGGAAACGAUGGAACAACAAUAUACGAAUCGAAUCAUUUGGGGAAGAAGCUGAAAGUGAACGAGACAAAAAGUUUCAAUUUGACCCAGAAUGCAAACUUCUACACGUUGCCGACAUCUUCUGUGUCUUCUGCGGUGCAUAUUCCAACUCCGCUAUACGACAGGAACGAAGAGCUUCUUCGAAAAAUCGACUGGUCCGACAUUGACGCCGUUUACCGAACGAAUCGAGAGGAAACGAAAGAUCUUGCAUUUCAAUUGUUUUGUUCUGAAGCCGGAUACAUGAGAUAUUAUCCAGCUGCAUCGUGGUUUUGGGAUAAUCAAGAUGAGCAUUUGGAUCUUUUUGAUUGUCGAAACACGGAAUGGUACAUCAAUUCAGCUACUAAUUCGAAAAAUGUUUUGAUUAUGUUGGAUAUGUCUGGAUCGAUGCUCGGUCAGAGAUAUGAAGUGGCAAAACAGACAACGGAAGCAAUUUUGGAGACAUUGUCCCAUAACGAUUAUUUCAAUAUUAUGACGUUUUCGAAAAACACAUUCCUUCUCGAUGGCUGUAAUGGUACAAAUGGUCUGCUCCAAGCAACAAUGCGUAACAAAAAAGCUCUUCGCCGGAAAAUGGAUACGUAUCAAAGUGAAGGAAAAGCCGAAUACGAGAAGGCGCUUCCGUUGGCAUUCAGUGUUCUUCUUGACUUAAAAGGAUCCUACGCCCUGUACACGAAAGAAGAGAUGUCAAUGAUGUCAGGAAAUGCGACGAACGAUUAUCAAUUCCAUCUGGAACUUCCCGAGCACGUUCUCGCCGCUACAAGACAGUAUAUUGAUUCAAUCAAUAACGGUGGAGGUGAUAACAAUCGAGGAGCCUGUGAAAAUGUAAUCAUGUUGAUUACUGAUGGUGCUCCAAACGCCUAUAAGAAGAUAUUUGAUAUGUAUAACGCCGAUAAGAAGGUCAGAGUGUUCACUUUCUUAGUUGGAGACGAGGCGAUCGAUUUCAAUGAAGUGAGAGAAAUGGCAUGUAACAACAGAGGAUACAUGGUUCAUGUAGCGAAUAUGGCUGAUGUUGAUGAGAAGAUUCAUCAUUAUAUCAGAAGGAUGUCAAGGGUGGUUGGAAGGCAUUAUAAGGAAUCAGGACAAUUGUCAUGGUGGACUGGAGUAUACAGAGAACGAUUGUAUCUGCCACGUCCCGAAGUUUUUGCUGAACCAGUUCCAAUCACCAAUCAAUCGUUUGCCGUGAUGAACAAGAUGGCAUCUCGUCGAAAAAUUCGACUCCAAAAAUCAGAAGCCAGAAGUCGAAUGUUCGUUACAACAGUUUCUUAUCCAGUUAUUGUCAAUGAAACGUUUAUGGGAGUGGCUGCAGUCAACAUUCCCCUGACAGAAAUAGCCCAAAAAUCCCAUCCAGCUAAUAUUGGAGCAAAGAGUUAUUUCUUCAUGUUGGAUCAAAAUGGAUUUGUGAUGACUCAUCCGCAACUUCGACCUAUUGAUCCUGUCACAAAAUACCACAAACAAAAUUACAAUAACAUGGAUUUAUUGGAAUUGGAAGUUGGCCAAAAUCAGAAUGUUCGAUCCAGUCAAAAAUCUCAAGCCGUGUCUGAUUUGGUUUGCGAAUCGGGUGCAAACUAUGCCGAAUGUGUUGACGAUUUGAGAAAGGCCGUUAGAAAAAUGAUAAUUGAUUGUGAUAACAGUGAUGUUCAACAAUUGGAUGUUCUCUAUGCAACUGAAUUGUUGGAUCGAGUGUAUCCACAAACGAAUACCUACUACGCCGAGUGCAUCAAUCAUGCGAACUUCGUUUUGGGAUUGGCUGUGGCUAAAGGAGACGAUUAUAGGAUAAUUAAAAAACAGAAGAAAUAUGAUUUCGGAAGAGUCAAAAUGGAUUGGAUGGGAGAUAAAAGAUGGAAAUUGCAUCCUCAUUGGCGAUACUGUUUCUUGAACGACACAGACACUCACAUGACUAAAGAAGAAGCAUUUGAGAUUUACGCUCAACAAAUGUCCGAUUCCGGAAAAGCUCCUCUUCUAUGCGAAUACAGAAGAAAUUUGGUUGAGAAACUACUACUUGAUAUGGAAGCAACAAGUAAUUUGAUCGACAGUUGGGACACACAGUAUUCAUAUAUGAAGAACAAUCUGAUACAUCUUGCGUUCUUCUCCACACCAUCCGGAAUGAUUCGAUAUUAUAACUUGACUCUUCAAGAUUAUGAUUAUAUUGAUCCGUAUUGGAGUAUCUUUGAACAUAUUGGACAUUUACUAUCGUUUGAACAUGCACAAGAAUCAUAUAACCAUUUCAUUACGGAUCUGAAUCGCAAGUCUACAGAUGAUCGUUAUUACCGCCGUGCUGUUCGAAUGAAGGACACAAUUAUGUUUGAUGUUUCGAAUAAUUCCAAAAUUUGGUACAAAUCAGAAACCCAGUUAACUGGAUACGGACUCAACGAGAAUCUGACAAUGUUGGGACAAGCAUUCAAGGCGAUUUAUCUCGAUAAGGCAGUUUUGGGAGUAUCUGGAUAUGAAUUUGCAUUUGAUCAUGUGGUUGACACAAUGGCAGAACAUGGAUGUCCAGCAUCUGACGACAGGAAAUGGUGUCUUCUGUUGGAUGAACAUGCCUAUGUAUUCUUCAGUAAUCAAAAUGACAUUUCAUAUGAAGAUUAUUUGGUUGGAAAAGGAAAACACAUCAGUCAAUACUUCGGAGGAUUGAAUCGAAUUGCACAGAGAGCAAUGGCUCUUCUGGUUGAGAAUAAAUUCUACACCAAAUUUACAUACACGGACAAUCAGGCAGUUUGUAAAGCCGCAAAACAAGUCACACUGUCGGCUGGAAGAUUAAGACCUUUCUAUCAUGUAUUCCAAUUCCUCAUGCAAACAUUCAAUUUCAUGGUGCGGUUAGCAAGUCAAGUGUCCGGAGGAUAUCUAAUUUGGCUUCCGAAUAUACAAUUCACGGAAGCCUACACUGCAUCAUUCCACGAAGGAACAGAUGUCUAUCCGUGUCCCAAACAAUCAUCGUUUUACUUUUCGAACAAAGACGGCAAGAAUCGACCUACAAGCACGCAUCUUGUCACUGGAAAUCGUUCUGAGAGACCGUGCAAGAUGAAUGCAAAAUGUUCUGUCAAAAUAGAAGCUGCUUUCGUCGACGGAACGAAUUUAGUAAUGGUGUGGAUCACACAAGAUAAAGCCAGUGAGAACUGUUACGACGAAUCGGAAUGUUCAAUGGAUAUUCCGAGUGCGCAGGUUCCAUUCGGAUUCGAAGAAGUCAAAAACGAUGAGUCGUGCGAGAAUCUUGAAAAGCGAAAAUCGAAAGCGAACGAUGUUUGUUAUUCGAUAGACGAUGAUGAUUCAGAGGUAAGUGUUACUAACGAACGUCGUCCAUGCUCACUGAGCCCAUCAUCCCUAGUGUCAAUUGUCCCAAUUCUAGUCGGUUUCCUCCAUUUUUACAUGUUCUAA